UGGCAGUCACCAUCAUGCACCGCAUCAGUCCAUCCGAGAAGCUGUUCAUCACACAUGGAAUCGCACAGGACGUUCGCGCGGACGGCCGGAGUCGACUGAGUCGGCGUGUCCUUCGCGUAGAAAGCGGUCUCCUCAGCCAAAGUCACGGGUCCAGUCGAGUAUCGCUGAAGGUGGGCAGCACCGACGUUUUGGCCAGCGUCAAGGUGGAAGUUGCGCACGGGAAUCACGAGAACGGAUGGGUCGAACUGUCUGUGCAGUGCGCUCCGUCUGUGUCUGAGAAGGUGGAAGGCCGAGCUCAAGAAGAGAUGAAUGUCGAGUUGACCGAGCGCAUGAAACGCCUGGUCGUGGUUCCGUUGGCCAAGGACGACCUCGUGAUCGUUCCCAACAAGAGCGUGUGGGUGGUCUACGUCGACGUGAUGGUAUUCGACUCGUCUGGGAACCUUCCCGACGUCAUCUCCAUGGCCAUCUACGCGGCGCUGCGGGAUACGUUACUUCCGUCCAUUAAACUGAGCGGCGACAAGGACGACGAAGAACAUGUGAUCCAGGUCGACAGCGACCCUGCGAGCGGCCGGCGCUUGACGCUAGACGACUGGCCUGUGAGCCUCACAUUGAGCAAGGUGGACAAGUGGUUCGUCAUGGACGCCACCCUCGAAGAAGAGGUAUGCAUGUCGGCGCAGAUCAGCGUGGCCAUCGACCGCCACGGCCACGUAUGCGGGAUGCAGAAGAACGGCGUGGGGGCGCUCGACCUAAAGGAGAUGCAAGCCAUGGUGGAUGUCGCGAGCAAGUCGUCGCCUGACGUGUUCAACGCGAUGGCCGGCGUGUUUGCACAGCAAGAUGCAUUGGACGUGACAAGGGGCCACGUGGCAGAACGCUGUGGCUUCCUCGCUUAACAACUCAUCUAACGCUCGUGUUCCUACAUC
Aphanomyces astaci is the source of this 920-nucleotide messenger RNA. RefSeq lists its product as hypothetical. Lineage: Eukaryota; Oomycota; Saprolegniomycetes; Saprolegniales; Verrucalvaceae. Gene Ontology annotation, biological process: U1 snRNA 3'-end processing; exonucleolytic trimming to generate mature 3'-end of 5.8S rRNA from tricistronic rRNA transcript (SSU-rRNA, 5.8S rRNA, LSU-rRNA); nuclear polyadenylation-dependent rRNA catabolic process. The record is from RefSeq and is a predicted model, not a curated record. The transcript has a single exon. Gene Ontology annotation, cellular component: nuclear exosome (RNase complex); cytoplasmic exosome (RNase complex). The coding region runs from base 15 to 890 and encodes 291 amino acids.